CAUCAAUGAAUUAUGCUGUUAAUAAACAUUACAAACAUUACAAACACAAACAUUACAAUGACUGUACCAGUUCCAGGAAUACAAAUUGCCAUUGAUAGAGGUGGAACCUUUUGUGAUGUCAUUGCAAAAAUUCCUAAUCAACCAGAUUAUGUAUUUAAAUUACUUUCGGUAGAUCCUCAAAAUUACCGAGAUGCCCCAACUGAAGGUAUUAGAAGAAUUUUAGAAAAAGUUCUGGGUAGAUCAAUUCCGAAGGAUGAAAAGCUUAAAUUGAAUUUAAUUGAAAGUAUUCGUAUGGGUACAACUGUUGCUACGAAUGCUUUAUUAGAAAGGAAAGGUGCUGAUGUUUUAUUAGUAACUACUAAAGGUUUUAAAGAUGUAUUGGUAAUUGGAAAUCAAACUAGACCAAAUAUUUUUGAUUUAACCGCUAAAAAAUUAGGACAUUUAUAUAAAAAAGUAGUUGAAAUCGAUGAAAGAGUUACUAUUGAGAAUUUUAUUGAAGGUGGAGGUGAUAAAUUAAAAGUAGAUAUAAAUUCUGAUGCUCAACUUCUUGUUGGAGUAACUGGUGAUAUUAUUAGAAUUAUAAAAAAACCUGAUUAUGAUUUAGUGAAACAACAAUUACAAGAAAUUUAUAAUCAAGGACAAAUUAAAUCAGUUGCUUUAUCACUUCUACAUUCAUAUACUUACCCAGAACAUGAAGCCAAUAUUGCUAAAAUUGCUAAAGAUAUUGGAUUUAAAGUAUCAGUAUCUCAUGAAUUACAACCAAUGAUUGGACUUGUUAAUAGAACUUCAUCUACUGUGGCUGAUGCUUAUUUAUCACCAAUUAUUGAAGAAUAUAUUCAAAAUUUUGGUAAUGGAUUUGAAGGAGGUCUUGAUGCAUUUGGGAAUAAAUUAUUAUUUAUGCAAUCAAAUGGUGGUUUAUGUCCAUGGUAUAAAUUUACUGGACUUAAAGCCAUUCUUUCUGGACCUGCUGGUGGAAUGGUGGGAUUUGGUCAAACAUGUUUUGAUAAUAUUUCUGGUAAGGCAACCAUUGGUUUUGAUGCUGGAGGAACUUCAACUGAUGUUUCAAGAUAUUCAGGUAAUUUAGAACAUAUUUAUGAAACUGUGGUAAGUCAAGUAGCUUUACAAACUCCUCAAUUAGAUAUAUCAACUGUAGCAGCAGGUGGUGGAUCUAUAUUAUUUUGGAGAAAUGGUAUGUUUGUGGUUGGACCAGAAUCAGCAGGUUCAGAUCCUGGUCCAGCUUGUUAUCGUAAAGGGGGUCCAUUAACUGUUACCGAUGCUAAUUUAUUUUUAGGUAGACUUUUACCUGAUUACUUUCCCAAGAUAUUUGGUCCAAAUCAAGAUUUACCGUUAGAUUAUGAACUUACUAAGAGGAAAUUUGAACAAUUAACUAAAGAAAUUAAUAAGGAUAAAGCAUCUGAAGGAGUUUCAUUAACUGCUGAAGAAGUUGCGUCUGGAUUUUUAAAAGUUGCCGUAGAAGCUAUGGCAAGACCAAUUAGAAAUUUAACUGAAGCUAAAGGAUUUCAUACAUCAGAUCAUAAUUUAGCAUGUUUUGGAGGAUCAGGAGGUCAAUUUUCAGUAUCUUUAUCAAAGAAUUUAGGAAUUUCUCAUGUAGCCAUUCAUAAAUAUUCUUCAUUACUUUCAGCUUAUGGUAUUCAAUUAGCUGAUAUUGUUAUUGAAAAGCAAUCACCAGCAUCGUUUAAUUAUUCACCCGAGAAUUUUGAAAAGAUUGAUUCUAAAAUUAAUACUUUAGUUGAAGCAGCACAAGAAGAACUUAAAGCUACUGCCCUUAGCAAUUUUAAAACUAGAUUGGAAGUUUAUUUAAAUAUGAGAUAUGUUGGAUCAGAUACUCAUUUAUUAAUUCCCAGAUUACAAGGAGAAUAUGAUACUGAUAAGAAAUUUAUUGCUAGACAUAAGAGUGAAUUUGGAUUUAAUUUAGAUAGAAAUGUCUUAGUUGAUGAUGUUCAAGUAUUAUUAUAUGUUGAAAAUAAUCAAAAACAACUUCAUAAUCCAUUUGAGGAAUAUAAUAAAUUACAAACAUCAUUUGAAGUAAAUUCUACUGAAAAUAUUCAACCAAUUUAUUUUGAAAAAGAUGGUUGGCUUAAUUCUUCAGUUCAUCAAUUACCCAAUUUAAAUCAUGGAUCAAUUGUAUAUGGUCCAUCGAUUAUUAUUGAUAAAACUCAAACUAUUAUAGUUGAACCUAAAUCUAAAGCAGUAGUAUUAUCGGAUCAUAUUCUUAUACUUGUUGAACUUGAAAAUGAAAGUCAUAUAUCGGCUGAUGUGGUUGAUCCAAUUCAAUUAUCAGUAUUUGGUCAUAGAUUUAUGUCUAUUGCUGAACAAAUGGGUAGAACUUUACAACAAACGGCUAUUUCAACUAAUAUUAAAGAAAGAUUGGAUUUUUCUUGUGCAAUCUUUGAUGCUGAAGGGGAUUUAGUUGCUAAUGCUCCUCAUGUUCCAAUUCAUUUAGGAGCUAUGUCAUUUGCAGUUAAGGCUCAAAAGGAAAUGUGGGAAGGUAAAUUAGAACAAGGUGAUGUUUUAGUAACUAACCAUCCUCUGGCAGGUGGUUCUCAUUUACCAGAUAUUACAGUAAUUACUCCUGUAUUAGAUAAAGAUAAUAAACCAAUCUUUUGGACAGCUUCAAGAGGUCAUCAUGCUGAUAUUGGAUCAAUUUCUGCUGGUUCAAUGCCUCCAUCUUCCAAAACUAUUUUUGAUGAAGGAGCAGCUAUUGUAACUCAUAAAUUAUGUUCAAAGGGUAAAUUUGAUGAAGUAGGAAUUACUCGUAUUUUACUUGAAGAACCUGCUAAACAUCCUGGAGGUUCAGGUACAAGAACUUUAGGAGAUAAUAUUUCUGAUUUAAAGGCUCAAGUAUCAGCUAAUUAUAAAGGUAUAACAUUAUUAUCAAAACUUGUAGAAGAAUUUAGUUUAAAUGUUAUAAAUCUUUAUAUGAAAGCUAUUCAAGAUACUGCUGAAAUUGCCGUUAGAAAUUUAUUAAAAUUAGCUCAUCUGAAAUUUGGUGGUCAUGAUUUAAAGGCUAUUGAUUAUCUUGAUGAUGGUACAGCUAUUGCUUUACAAAUUACUAUUAAUUCAGACACUGGUGAUGCUAUAUUUGAUUUUACAGAAUCAGGAGAUGAAAUCUAUGGCAAUUUAAAUGCUCCAAGAGCUAUUUUAUAUUCUGCUGUAUUAUAUGUAUUAAGAUCAUUAAUUAGUAGUGAUAUUCCUUUAAAUAAUGGAUGUUUAAAACCAAUUAGUUUUAAAACUAGAGAAGGAUCAGUUGUUCAUCCAUCGGUUGAAGCCGCUGUGGUUGGAGGUAAUGUUGAGACUACUCAAAGAAUUGUUGAUGUUAUGUUAAAGGCAUUUGAAGCAGCAGCUGCAUCUCAAGGUACUUGUAAUAACUUUACAUUUGGUAUAAAUGAUAAAGAACAUGGUAUAUCAUUUGGUUAUUAUGAAACCAUUUGUGGUGGAUCUGGAGCUGGACCUACUUGGGAUGGACAAUCCGUUGUACAAUGUCAUACUACUAAUACUAGAAUUACUGAUACUGAAUUAUUUGAAAAGAGAUAUCCUGUCAUUGUUCGAGAAUAUUCAGUUAGAACUGGAUCUGGUGGUAAUGGAUUCCAUAAAGGAGGUGAUGGAGUAAUUAGAGAUAUUGAAUUUACUUAUCCAAAUUUGGAAGUUUCAUGUUUAAUGGAAAGAAGAUCCUUACCACCAUUUGGAUUAUUAGGUGGACAAGAUGGAUUAAGAGGGAAGAAUUUCUGGUAUAAGAAGACUAAGACUAGUCCCGGAAAGUAUUCCAGAAUUUCUCUUGGAGGUAAAUGUACAGUUAGAAUUCAAAAGGGUGAUAGAGUGAUUAUUUUAACUCCAGGAGGGGGUGGAUUUGGAGCUAUAGAGCCAACUAAGGAACAAGAAGAAGACAAAAGUUCCCAAGUGCAGUAUCCGGUAAAGAGUAGUGAGCCUACUAUACUUAGUGGAAGCGUAGGAUUAAGAACCAUUACUCAGGAGACGAACUAGGCACUCAACCACCCAACUAAUUGACUAACUAACUAACUAACUAAGUAACUAAAUACUAUAUAACUAUCUUUCUCUUUCUUGCUCUUUCCUUUUUAUCGUUAAGUGUAUACGUUUUAUUAUAAAUUAUUAACUAUUGUAAAUUGUGAGUUGUGUCACUUUUGUAUGUCACUUCUGCAUGUCUGUGUCGCAAAUGUCUG
Messenger RNA from Scheffersomyces amazonensis, 4199 nucleotides. RefSeq names its product 5-oxoprolinase (gene HYU1). The transcript has a single exon. The record is from RefSeq and is a predicted model, not a curated record. Gene Ontology annotation, cellular component: cytosol. Gene Ontology annotation, biological process: glutathione metabolic process. NCBI's taxonomy places the organism in Eukaryota, Fungi, Ascomycota, Pichiomycetes, Serinales, Debaryomycetaceae. Gene Ontology annotation, molecular function: 5-oxoprolinase (ATP-hydrolyzing) activity. Bases 13 to 4002 code for a protein of 1329 amino acids.